Molecule: messenger RNA, 921 nt
Organism: Lachancea meyersii CBS 8951
Lineage: Eukaryota; Fungi; Ascomycota; Saccharomycetes; Saccharomycetales; Saccharomycetaceae
Source: the annotation of a GenBank genome assembly
AUGUGUUUAGUCAGGGCGUGCGGGACAAAUUGGGACGACAACUUUUUGCCGGAUAUGAUUGAGAGAGAACAUGAGCUAAUACACAGAGAUAUGGAUGGAGAUAGGUGGGUAUAUAUGUAUAUAUAUAAGGACGAUUUUGCCAAGAAUUUUGUGGAAACGGUUGGACACACGCACAUACACAUAUACAUACACACAGGGUUUACCAUGGCCACUCUGUACGCUGUAGAUCAACGUCCUUUGGCUGUACGCUCAUUGGCACUGUUACCACCGCCAUUGCCCGCACUCCAUAAAUGCAUAGCGCUCGAUAAUGGCCCACAGGGCAAACAAGUACUGCUGCCCGCGCCAGAACUCAACUUAGCGCAGCUGACAGACGUUGAAAGCGACCUCAAGCGGCAGCUGGACCGGUGGGCGUUCGGUCACGUGGCUGGAGAAACCAUAGCAUCAACAGGAAAAACGUGUCACGUGUCGAAAUACACACACGUGCCCAGGAUGUCCCCUUUUUCUUGUUCCUCGUUGUCCCUAGUUUCCAGUCCUGGGCUUGGCCCUGGCGCCGCGCUCGGCUCCGUGUCGGGCUCCGUCUCCGGCUCCGCUCCCGGGUCUCGCUCCGUCUCCGUUACCGGCCUCGAUUCCGGUCUCGAUAUUGGUUCCGUCCCGGUACCGGCAUCGGCCUCCGGCCCAGACUUUAACUCGUCCACCACGUCCAAACUCACAGGCCAACGCACAAAGCCCUCUAUCGAGCGCAGGCGGAAAUACGUUUGCAAAACGUGCCAAAAGGGUUUCACCACCAGUGGCCAUCUCGCUCGCCACAAACGCAUUCACACGGGGGAAAAAAACCACGUCUGUCCACACGAGGGUUGUGGUCAGCGGUUCAGCAGGCACGACAACUGUGUCCAGCACUACAAGACGCAUUUGCGAGGAUAG